Molecule: messenger RNA, 1536 nt
Organism: Coregonus clupeaformis (lake whitefish)
Lineage: Eukaryota; Metazoa; Chordata; Actinopteri; Salmoniformes; Salmonidae
Exons: 5
Coding region: 144-770 (208 amino acids)
Source: RefSeq, a predicted model, not a curated record
UGAGGUCAAAAUCUCACUUAACUCAUUUAAUUUUGACUGUCUAACAUGAAUCUGCAAAAUAACUUUACAGGGAAUUCCCUUUAUGCGUGUGUUCUUGGUACGCGUGGGUUAAGGGGAAGUAACUGUGCAUAUAUAGUAAGUAAAUGACAGUGUUGUUACAACCAGCUUUGUUGACCAACUCACACAGUAGUCAGACUGAAGCCAGUAUGGAGUUGACGAUUCUUCUCACAGCCUUCAUGGGAUGUAUUGGGGUCCUACGCUCAGAGGCCACUGCAGAUUCCAUAGAGAUGCUGUGUCCCAGAAUCCUCCAGCCCCAUAGGUCCAAAAUAAGAGCUGGUCUAGGAGAGCAGUUGGUUAUUGAAUGUAAGGCAGACCCAGGCCUUCCUGAUGACUUUACCCUUGUCUACUGGCUGGUCAACAGAAUCUUCCCAGAGGUAGCCUACACUGAUGGCAGAGUAUCAGAAACAGAGGAAUCAGCCUCAGAGGACGGCAGGGUGAUCCAGAGGAGUCUGGUGUUCAAGAACGUGACUGCAGAAGAUUUCAGGUCCACUUUUACCUGUGUGAUAAGAAGCCUGGCUGGGCUUGACCAAAGGACUGUCACACUGAUGCCCAAUCACAAGGCUAGUUUUCCCUCAUUACCUCAAGUCCUCUCCCCUCGUCCUUCACUCACUCCCAACUCAAAACACCUGGGGAAACCGAGAAAAGAACUCAAGAAGAAACAUAGGAAAAAGGAUCAGAGAAAAAAACGAAACCACGCUUGCAAGAAAUGAGUCUUAGUCCACUUGUGUAUCAUCCAUACCUCGGUCAACAACAACUAUUGCUCCAUCUAGUGAUAAGUCAAAUAUGGAUUCUAAUGCAAUGUUGAGGACUCAAAUAAUAGGGAUGGAUAAGAAAAUACAUUAAAUUGUUGACAAGUUGUUUUUGUUGUUGCACAGACUCUGUAGCCUAGAUUAAAGACAGUUUAGUUUAGAGGGAACUUCUCUUCAUAUGUCCUUAUUUUUUUCACAUCUGUUAGAAAUUGAUUCAAUUGUGUUUUAUCAUAUUACAGUGAGACCAUAACUGUUCUGGUAGUAGGCAGCCAUUGCAAAUAAGGUUGCAUCAUGUCAUUUGUGUGCACCUUGUAAGCUCAUAUAAAACACUGAUAACAGUGCAUCAGCUCACUAUUGUGUAAAGCAGGGAGGACCCCUUCUGAAGGCCUGCGGAUCAAUUUCCAAAUGUUUUUGUAUUUUUUUUUAGGAACUCAGUCAGGGUCUCAAUUUACUGUUGAGAGUUAGAAUAGUAGAAUACACAACAUGCCAGGGUCAAUUCCAUUUCAAUUCACGAAGUACAAUGAAAUUUCAACUCCAUUGCUUUUCAAUGAGAAAUGUGGAAUUGGGUUCUUAGAAUUUACUGGAAUUUAAAUGGAAUUGACUCAACCCUGCAAUGUGCAAUUUAGAAAUGUGGUUGAAUCAGCAAUUUCUCUCUUAUGUCAGUCACUGAUAGUCACUCAAUUAGCCCAUGUCCGCUAACAUUUUUUAGAUUGGUAAGUUAGUUGAG